Messenger RNA from Priceomyces carsonii, 2061 nucleotides. RefSeq names its product LMBR1 domain-containing protein. The transcript has a single exon. The record is from RefSeq and is a predicted model, not a curated record. Lineage: Eukaryota; Fungi; Ascomycota; Pichiomycetes; Serinales; Debaryomycetaceae. Bases 1 to 2061 code for a protein of 686 amino acids. Gene Ontology annotation, cellular component: membrane.
AUGUGGAUUGUUCCAUUUAUAAGCUAUGUCUUUUCGUUUUUGUUGACUUUAUGGGGAGUCAGAUUUUACAUCAAUAUAUUCAAUUAUCCUUUUUAUACACUGAUAUCAUUGUUACUAGCGGUGUUUAUACCACUAUCGAUCAUAUUUCUAUUGCCCAUAGACUAUGUAUCGAGUAAUUCAACGCUGAAGGCAAUAUGGUUCGAUAUUUCAGAUAAAGUUGUGGUAUAUUUGUGGAAGAGUAAUUAUUGGAUAACAUUUUUGCUAACUUGGCUUUUGCUUCCACUUCUUCAAGAGUUCUAUAGAUCUGGCUACUACGACAAGAUGAGUAAGUUCAAGGAUGCAUUGAAGAGAAACAUCAAGUUCCAGCUUACUGUUUUAGCUGUAUCCGUGGCUGGGGUAAUUUACUUAGUGCUCGAAGUUGGAGGACUUUCAUUCACUCAAUUGAAGCUAAUGAUUAUUGCAAUGUCCCAUAUCUACUCUUUGGUACUAGCGUUGUGGUUAUUGGGCCAUGGACUUGUGAGUAUACCUAGAAAUAAGUGGAUCAGUGGAAAUAUUAUGAGAAAGUUGAACCAUCAAUAUCUCCAGAUUCCGAAAUUAGUUGAUAAUCUCGAAGACACUAAGAUCAGCUUGAAAGAGGAUAUUUUCCAAAUAUUGGAGUUGAAGAAGCAUUUCACCAAUGAUUCGAGAGAAGAUAUUAGAUUUAGAGACUGGAUUUUGCAGUUAUACAAUAGAAUCCCAGAAGAUUUAAAGGAUUCUGUAGAGACACAAUAUGCCCAUGAAAAUGAAAACACAAUAUCUAGAGAUAGCAUCACGUCCGAUUACAUGAAGAAAUUAUCAGCUAGCUUCAACCAAAAUUUGUAUAAACUAGUGGCAUAUGAAUCCGAGUUUGAUACUAUAUUCAACAAAGUUAUGACACUUGAAGACGUGAUCAAAUCCAAGACGACCUCAAAUCUCGAAGAAAGAAACAAACUAGUGUUCAGAAACACUAAUAGGAGAUCGCUCCUUCUGCCGAGAUCUAACUUCAUUUUGUAUUACUAUGUUAUACCCCUGUGGAAUAGGUUCUUGUCAGUCGUUUUGUUUACAAUGUCAUUCAUAGUCAUUGAAUCAGAGUUUUUUCAUUCCACUAAAUUCUCAUUCAUGAAUUUGAUCAUAUAUACUACUGGAAUCAAGAAUUCUGAUACUUUAAAGCUAUGGAUCUCCAUCAUUAUAUUUUCAUACAUGUUGAUCGCUGCAUUGAAUUCCUUAACACUGCUCAAGAUUUUUAAUAUGUAUCAUUUAGUGAGUUUCAACUCCGACCCAGUUUCGGCUUGUUUCUACGCCACAUAUAUUGCUAGGUUGACAAUCCCACUUUCGUACAACUUCAUUACAUUGUUCAUUUCAAGAGAUUCCGUCUUUGAAUCAUGGUUUGGUAAAUCUAUUCACCUAACUGGGUUGUUCAAUUUGAUGAAUGACUGGCUUCCAAGAUUCGUUUUGAUUCCGGUGAUUUUGAACAUUUUUCAUGUCUAUGAGAAAUUAAAAAGGCGUCUUGGAUUGAGCUCCGAUCUUUAUGAUUCGUGGGCUUCUUUCGAUGACGAGUCAAAUCAUGACCCGGUAGAUUUAGAACAGUUGAAUAAUAAAAGAAAGGAUCUAAUUAUUGCUGACGGCAAAAGAACAAUAGAUAGGGAGCUCUUCAAAAGAAGACAGCACACAAACAACGAUUUAAGGUCAUUUAACUUAUCAAACGCGGCCGAUCUUAAUUACGAAAAUAACAGAAGAUCUUUCCACGAGUCUCUUACUAAUCCUAGUAAUACAUCCAAUCGUAUCGAUUCGGUAUAUCACGAUGAUGAGGAUGAAGAUCAAGACAUCAACAACAGGCUAGACCUUCUAAAUAGAGGGUUUGUCUCUAGCGACACAGAGAACUCUAGUGUAUGGAACAAACUUGGAGGAACACUUUCCGGCUUGAAGGAUUCUGUUGCUUCGAGAUUCCAAAGAGAGCAACAGAAUAAUAGAUCAGGGCCAUACACUGAUGACAUCUCAACAGACGAGAAUGAAGAUGACAAUGACGAUACAAUGGUUUUAUAG